Messenger RNA from Vespula vulgaris, 5250 nucleotides. Its product is annotated as thyrotropin-releasing hormone receptor-like. Gene Ontology annotation, biological process: G protein-coupled receptor signaling pathway. Gene Ontology annotation, cellular component: plasma membrane. Gene Ontology annotation, molecular function: G protein-coupled receptor activity. Bases 2117 to 3544 code for a protein of 475 amino acids. Lineage: Eukaryota; Metazoa; Arthropoda; Insecta; Hymenoptera; Vespidae. The transcript is spliced from 4 exons. The record is from RefSeq and is a predicted model, not a curated record.
CCAGUUUAUCUUACGUCGCGCUGAACCUCACGACGCUCCUCGUUUUUCAACUUUUCCUUGGCAUAUUUUCUAUCGAGUAAUUUGGAAAGGUUAGUGUUAUAAAACGAUACCAAAAGAAAAAGAAAAAGAAGACGAAGAAGAAUAAGAAGAGGAAAAGGAAAAGUUUAAAGAGAAAAAAAAAAGGAUGACAAGAGUGUUGCAAGUGAACUGAUUGACGAUUUGUUCGGAAAAAAAGAAAUCCUAUUCUCGGUUGGUGUAAAUAAAUAAAAAAAAGAAAAGGACAAAGGAAGGAGGUAGCAAAUCUCCCCUUCUAUAUAUUUGGAGGAUCCUUUCAAAAAGAUACAUGCAUAUAUAUAUUUCAUUGUGAGAAAAGAUAAAGGGACCGAAAGAGAUUCGGAACAUUAUACAUAUAAAUUUUUAGAGUCACUGAACUCUUCCGGAGGUCACGGUCGGUGUUUAUACUAUUCAGACUAUCUACCUAACUUAAGAACCCUACGUUAAGAUUCUCCCAUUGAACGACCAACAGAGAUCUCUCCCAGACAAUUACAUAGAAUAGCUAUAUAUUUUAAUUUCGAGAUAAGGACUGACUUGAAGAUGGAAAAUUGCGAUAACAAUUUUAAGAAAGCGUGUUACGGAUCAAAUGUGCUUAGAUUUACGUGUCCUGCGGACACGUAAGUGAUACAUCGUCUGAAAAGCUCAUAUAAUAAUUCAUGUUACUUGGAUGUUGGCUUAAUCUUGAUUAAUGGUUCUUGAAAGUGCAUUUACCAGAGAUCGUAACAGGUGUGACUGUCUUUACGUAAUCAAUCAAUUAAAUAUCUAUUCGAACUUAUCAAACAGUUCGAUCUAAGGAGAAAAAACUUAAAUAGUACGUAAUAAUAUUUUGAAAAAAAUAUCAUAUUAUUGUCCAGUUUGUAAGAGAACGACGUUGCUACGUUAUAUUAUAUUAUAAAUUCUGGAUUCAUGAACCUCCUUCAUAUUCACGAAAAGGAAUAUUUUUAAAACCAUAUCUUAAAUCUGCUCUACAUUUGUCUCUUUUCUUGAUGGAUAACCGCUAAACCGAUAAAUCAGACCUAUCUGUUUAUCUUCAUCAAAAGAACAGGUUUCUUAAAAGCGAGAUAGGUAAAUCGAUAAUUUCCUCCUACCUGACUAAUACGACAUAGGUCAAUGCGAAUAAAGAGAGAAAGUGAACAAAUUCAGCAAAAAUGUAUGUAAAUACAAAGCUGUAAAAUAUAUAUUCUUGGAUCGAAAGAAAAUAAAUGUUUCAUAUAGACAUAGACAUAGACAAUUGAAAAAUCUUAACAGAACAAGAUCGCCGUGAAAACAUUCCAGCUGUUCAUUUGAACGUUCAAUACAUCAUAGCUUAUAAAAAAAAAAAAAAAAUUAAAAGAAUUAAUAAUAAAUAAAUGGAAGAACAGCAGGACGAUUAAACUCGAAUAAACGAGGGACACUACUAUCACUAAUUUCUUUCGUAGACGAAUAAGAACUUCUUGUAAUAUAUAUAUAUAUAUAUAUAUAUAUAUAUAUAUAUAUAUAUAUAUAUCACGGUUCUUCCACAAUCCUCAGAUUUAUUUAAACGUCUAUUAUUUUCACCAUAAACAAGCCGCUUUUCACAUUUCAUUUCCAUUGCGUCAUCAUCUCAUUCGGUAAUUCUGAGAAAGUAUUUAUAUCGACCAUUUACGUUAGCGAGCAACUAUGAAUGAACGAGGGCCUAACUUACCGUAAACAUUGUGCUUACUAUAGUAUUACAAAAUUGGAAAGAAAAUUCGAAGAUCCUUGAAAAAGGAAAGAUUAUAUAUCGAAUAAAUCAUUAAUCGUUGUGACCAACGAAGAACAACUAAAGAAUAUUUGUAAAUGAACAUAUCGAAAAAGCAUAUUAAGGAAGAAUCAGAAAUUCGAAGAACGUAGCUAACAGUGAAAGAAGCAAUCUGCACAUCAUCCUGAAUCAAUAAAACGACAAGUGAAGGAAAUCGUUCGCCUCACAAAGGAUUCUUACAAACCUUGUCACGAGGUGACUUCGAGUAAAGUCGUUUAAAAUCGUCUGCUUUUUACUUUUGAAUAAAAUUGAUUCGUUGAUAUACGAUUAGUAAAUAUUUGUCAUACGAUAAGUAUACACAUCAUGUUUUGGAAAACGUCUAAUGUGGCAACGAACUCAAAGUGUAUUCAAAUAUCAGCUACGAUCAGUGCUUUACCACGUGUAAGAAGAUCAGCAAGUUCUAUUGUUACUUGGACGAACGUAACAAACGCGUACGUUCACAGAAACGUCAGUUUCGAGAUAUCGCCUGAAUUGGAAGAAGAACCCUUGGAAGCUUGUAGUUCGGUGUACUUUCUGCUUGAAUUGUUCCACAUGUACUACAUUCCGGCCAUUAUCCUUUUGGGACUGGUUGGAAAUCUUUUGUCAUGCGUUGUCUUUCUGAAUACCCAUUUAAAAAUGCGAAGCUCGAGUUAUUAUUUAGCUGCAUUGGCCACGGCUGAUUUUGGAUUUUUGGUCUCCCUUCUUCUGGUUUGGCUCAAUAACACCGUUGGAUGGAUGGUAUUUAACAAAGACGGCUGGUGCGAGACCUUGGUCUACGUCAGUGCUGUUUGUAGCUCUCUCAGCGUUUGGCUGAUCGUCGCCUUCACCGUAGAAAGAUUCAUAGCCGUGCAAUACCCAUUGCAUCGACCUCACAUGUGCACGAUAGCACGGGCAAAGGCUAUCGUCUUGAUAUUAGUUAUACUUGCUCUCGCAAGUCAUUCUUACGCUUUUGUUACCGCCGGCGUCGUGAAGGUUCACGAUGGCUAUGAAUUAUGCGAUCUCAAGAUAGAAUAUCUUGAGACUAUGAGGAUCAUCAGUAUCAUCGAUAGCAUAGCCAGUUUGAUAGCACCUCUUGUACUUAUCAUUAUUAUGAAUACAAUGAUAAUGAGAAAUCUUCUUAGAUUCACUAGAAGAUUCAAACAAGCACCGAGCGUAUCCACCACCUGUCCAAGCAGAGAGAGAUCCGAAAUUAAUCUAAACCAAAUUCCGAGUGCUAGUAGCAGUCACAAUGGUGCCGGAGGUAUUAAUAUGGGUACCAUCAUUGGAGGACGUAGGCCACCCUCUCAACAAUCUUUUCAUUCUUCGAAGACCAACCAUUCUCAAAAUUCAAGGCAUCAGCCUACAUCGAUCGCAGUACCACCAUCUACACCAAGAAAUGCUUGCCAACUACCCGAAAUAGCGGCUCGAUGUAUACAUGUACGAUCAUCUUCACGGAAUCUCGUAUCAACUAGAAAUCAACAGAGUAUUACAAAAAUGCUCUUAUUGAUUAGUACUGUUUUUAUUAUUCUCAAUUCUCCGAGCUACGUGAUACGCUUAUGUGUCUUUUUCUUCACUCUUGCACGAAGAGAUACACCCGCUCUGCUCUGGUGUCUUCAACAGUUCUUCAUGCUUCUUUACUACACUAACUUCAGUAUCAAUUUUCUUCUUUACGCCAUGUGUGGUAUCACGUUUCGACGCUGUCUGGAACAACUGUUGCGUAAAGUUUUAAAAAGCAUGACCAGGUAUCACUGCAAUCCUCAAAGAUACAUAUAGCUAUUCCGUCAUCAUCGAUCUGGAAGAAGUCGGACAGAAACAAUCAUUAUGAUGAACGUUAGAGAACCGGCUAAUUCAUAGAUGAUAGUUGAAAUGAGAUCAUCAACGCCCUAAUCAGGGUAACGUCUACAAAUUUGCUCAAUUUAUCAAAGACUGAAAAAGAAGAAUAAAAUGUUUGACCAUAAUUCAUAAUCAAUAUCAAAACCUCUCGAUGGUUUCUUGAGUUUAUUGACGCUCCACAAAUGGAUAGCCAUGACAACUGCAAAAAUAAUAGACAUUAAUGAAAUUAUUUCUAUCGUAACGUUCAAUAUCCAAUGUCUAUUCACGGUUCAAAUUAAUGUCGAGGGACACAUCUGGUACUUGAAUUGCAAUGUCAUUGAUAUGGGAUAUCAGGGGUGUUGUCGAGUGGUAACAGGGUAGUGAUAUGCGCAACAUUAUUACUAUCUCUGUGUACAUGCUGAUCGAUAGUUACUUAAAGAUAAAGCUACUCGUCUCGUUGCAACGGCUUAUGAUAAACAAGAUUAUUUGAGUAUACUUUAUAAGAUUAUAUGGAAUAUAGAUGAAAUAUACACAGCGAGGACAUUAAUAAUCGUGAUAACAUUGAAUCUCGAAGAACUCUGUUUUUAAUUUUAUUUUAAUGUUAAUAUCCCUCGAUGAUGUAUCCCUCGAUUGUCAAGGCUAAAACAAUAUUUUAUAUCGAAACAUUAUUUAUUUAUACUUACAUUAUACCGUUACUCUGUAUCCAUAUAUUAUACGUAAUAAUUGUAUUCGAAUCGAAAAAAAUAUUCUUCACGAAUUUAUCGUUAUCUAAACAUCAUAUCCAAAGCUUAUUGUUAGCAAAAGGAAAUAAGAAGAGAUUAACAUCAUUUUUUUCAACAUUAUUGCCAACUUUUACGUAGAUAUGAUGAAGAUAUGAAAUUUAUAGGCGACAUCUGAAAGCCCAGAAUUUUGUGUUGCACUUAAAACAUAGGGGAUAUAGCGUUUGAUAGGCCGUAUAAAAUUUUAUUAAACCUCUUCGAAAUUUGUUAUUACACGUAUCCCACGAGGAUUUUAAUUGAUAUAGGAAUUCUUCUAAAAAUAAAAAAGAGAAGUGAUAAACUUACUUUUCUCAUUUUUUUCAUCGCUUUUGCACAGUAUUUGUUUAAACUAGGUAAAUUAUACUCACGUGAAAGUUGGCUAAAUAUUGGUGGUCUCUACUGGUGUUAAUUAAUUUCGCAAAAUCAUAAUUAUAAAGUUAACGAUUAAAUCAUGAAUAUGAAAAAAAGAAACAAAACUUAAUUUAUAAUAUUCACGUUUGAAUUUUUAAUUGAGCAAUUAUUAUCUCAAUAGUUCUACUUUUCUUCGAAAGCUUUUAAUAUAUGCAUUUAAUAAAUGCAUACCAAUAUUUGUACAAGCAUGAAUCCUUCUAAAGCAUAUAAUCUGCAAAAAUAUUUAAUGUUUACCAUUAUUAAAAAAAGAACGCUAAUAUUAAAAGGCAAAGUAAAUAAUAUCGUGAGAAAUAAUGGAAGUGAAAUAAUCACGUACCUGUUCUGACAUCCUCGAAUCGAGAAAAAAAUGCGUAUCGUUUUUAUCAAUAAUUGAAAACAACAAACGAAGACAAUGUUUUGACUUAUUAAAUGUUUCUAUGUGAUGUAAUACGUAGGAUUCCUCGCAACUACUGUGUAAAUAGGUUUAUCUUAAAUAUUAUAAAAUAAAUCUAUCUAAUC